This is a messenger RNA of Amblyraja radiata (thorny skate), 1910 nucleotides long. It is a transcript of the gene foxi1, whose product is annotated as forkhead box i1. The transcript is spliced from 2 exons. NCBI's taxonomy places the organism in Eukaryota, Metazoa, Chordata, Chondrichthyes, Rajiformes, Rajidae. The record is from RefSeq and is a predicted model, not a curated record. Bases 129 to 1283 code for a protein of 384 amino acids. Gene Ontology annotation, molecular function: RNA polymerase II cis-regulatory region sequence-specific DNA binding; DNA-binding transcription factor activity, RNA polymerase II-specific. Gene Ontology annotation, biological process: regulation of transcription by RNA polymerase II; cell differentiation; anatomical structure morphogenesis.
CCUAGUCAUUAUUUAAAUACCACACUUGGCGCUGCCUGCCAGUCUUCUGCUGCGAGGGAUCAGAGUUUGAUGUAACAACACGCCCGUCCAACAAUCUGAAAAGCCCGAGCCAGCGUCCCCAGCGGAUUAUGAACGCCUUUGGACAGCAGGCUCCGCCGAAUGCUUCCCCCCUCCAGCUCCCCAACGCACAGGAGAUAUUGGACAUGGCUCUGUACUGCGACAACUUCAGCAUGUACCCGCAAAAUCUGCACCAUCACCAUCCUCAGCGAACCUCUGCCCACCCAUCGGGCUAUGGGCUGGCCGAUUACACUUCCCCGACCACCAACCCUUACCUCUGGCUCAACGGACCGGCCAUUAACUCUCCUCCUUAUCUUCCAGGGAGCCAUGGAGCGGCUUACAUCCCGUCCGGGUACGGGACGGGCCAGCGCCAAUUCCUGCCGUCCCCCGCUGGGUUCGGGGCAGCCGAGCUGGGCUGGUUGUCCCUGCCAAGCCAGCAAGAGCUUUUCAAAAUGGUUCGCCCUCCUUACUCCUACUCGGCGCUCAUCGCCAUGGCCAUCCAGAACGCCGGCGACAAGAAGCUGACGCUGAGUCAGAUCUACCACUACGUGGCUGAGAAUUUCCCCUUUUACAAGAAGAGUAAAGCGGGCUGGCAAAACUCCAUCCGCCACAAUCUCUCCUUAAACGACUGCUUCAAGAAAGUUCCUCGGGACGAGGAUGAUCCAGGUAAAGGUAACUACUGGACCUUGGAUCCCAAUUGUGAAAAAAUGUUUGACAAUGGGAAUUUCAGGAGGAAGAGGAAACGCAGAUCCGACCCCACAGGUUCCAGUGGUCACGUCGCUGGCGAUAAGACUGACGACGCCAAUGGUGGGAUCAUUCGACCUUCAGACACAGUCAGUGUCUUGGGAUGCACUACCCCUGGACUGGAGAACUCUCCCGGCACUGCGAGCGAUUCCAAACCCUCUCCUCCACCAAGCGUACAAUCCAAUUCCUGCUUCACCAACUUUGGGACUCAUAUGAGUUCCAUGAUAAGUGGAAGCAAUGGGAUGAACAGGCCGGUUUCCUCGGGCGGACUGAUGGGAGACUUAUCACAAGGCAGGCAAAGUCUAUCCAGACUCAAUUCAUAUUCACCUUCGCAGAGUUCAAUACACAACACCGUCGACAUCCACAAUCGACUGAAUUACUAUCAAUCUACUGUUCCAAAUCAACAAAGUGGACUAAGCGCCCCUCUAUGCAACUUCAGCGUCAAUAAUCUUAUCUACAGCAGAGAGGGAACAGAGGUUUAACCCGGAAAAAUUGAGAUACAUAACGUUGAAAAUCUUGAUAGAAACAGCGAAAAGACUAUAAUAACAUGUAACUAAGAUGGUUAGUGUAGUUUGGUACGAAUGAAUUGUUCUCGUGUGUUAAGUGCCCUUAUUAUUAACGUGGAGGAUUAAUGCAACUAUGUUUACCUUUAACUGGCCUUUCGUCUCAAAUCAUUUGUUUACACAAGAAACUAUGCAGAAUGAUUUUAAAAGGCUGGAUUGUCAAGCGAACACUGUUUCAAACAUAUGGAUGGCAAAAAAAUGCACCGUAGCACAUAAAUACAUUAAUUUUGCAGAUUAAUGCGUUAUGUCUCCGGCAGUCACAGUUUUAGGGGCGAAAAUCUUCUCAUUGUCGCUAACGGAGGGGUACAUCUGUUUUUUUCUAAUGCUGAAAUACUAAUUUUCCGAAUUAAUAUUUAAGGAUGUACUUAUUAGGCCUUGCGUUCACUAAACAACUUAAGUGACCUGUGUAUAUUUAGCACUGUGAUUUUGUUUUGUCUGAUAAUUUGACACCGUCCUGCUAAAGUUAUGUCGCAACAUGUCACUUGUAUCUACUGUAUUGAAGCUCACAUUCUUUUCUUUUCGAUUUACCAAUUAAACAGUUUACCU